Solanum stenotomum is the source of this 2781-nucleotide messenger RNA. Its product is annotated as E3 ubiquitin-protein ligase WAV3. Bases 295 to 2559 code for a protein of 754 amino acids. The transcript is spliced from 2 exons. Lineage: Eukaryota; Viridiplantae; Streptophyta; Magnoliopsida; Solanales; Solanaceae. The record is from RefSeq and is a predicted model, not a curated record.
ACUACUCAAAAACUCCCCCAUAUGACACAAGACACAGAGUGCAAUAGAAAGAAGAAACAGAUCUCAAACACUUUAUAGAUGCAGCUAUCUUUUUGUGUCUAAUAGCAGCAAAAAAUUAAAUUCAGAGAAAAAAAAGGCACUGACUAUAAGUCUGAGCUGAGAUUUCUAUAUCUUUACUUUCUUUGUUUCUAUCCUUUUCUUCUUCUUCUUCUUCUUCUUCUUCUUCAUAAUCUUAACUUUUUUGUCAACUUCUUUAGAUCCAUCAAAUUUUCUUGAAUCUUGAAUUUUUGAGAAAUGGGGACAGGAUGGAGGAGAGCUUUUUGCACAACAAUCCCAAGAGAUAGAGAACCUCAUUUUGUGGAUAAACAUGCACAAGAUUCACAACAAGUUAACAACAAUGGUGGACAACAAAUCCCAACUCCAAAAAGCUGUGCAAAGCUUGGUUUUUUAUCUAGUAGUAAUCCUUCUACUCCUCGUUUGCGUUGCAAAACUAAUAAUACAGCUUCUUCCAAUGACAUUAGCAGUCUUAUUAGUCCAAAACUCCAUUGCAGAACUACUCCAAAAUCCAACACUAAAAGCCCAAAAACUUUUCUUGGUCCCAAUCCAUCUUCUCCAAGAUCCCCUUUUUCCAUCCUCAAGAACACCCUCCGUCUCUCCAAACAUAACUGUGGAGUUUGUACACAGAGUGUGAAAUCAGGGCAAGGAAUGGCAAUAUACAAAGCAGAAUGUUCACAUACUUUCCAUUUUCCUUGCAUUGCAUCUCAUGUUAAAAAACAGAGCAAUUUGGUUUGCCCUGUUUGUAAUUCCACAUGGAAAGAUGUACCCCUUUUAGCCAUUCACAGACUUCAACAACAAGAAGAUCAAAAAACCCCAAAACCAGAAGAAGUAGAAUCAUAUCCCAAUACCCCAAUCAAAAAACAAGAAAAGUCAUUACCAAAUGUGAAAACUUAUUACAAACCAGAACAGUGUGAUUACAAAGGUUAUAAUGAUGAUGAGUCCCUUUUUACUCCUACUGCUGGAGCUAAAUUUGUUUCGAUACCGGAAGCAAAUGAGGACCAAGAAGACAACGAAGAAGAAGUCGAAGAAUUCCAGGGGUUUUUCGUGAAUCCCAUUUCGAGUGAUGAAGCAUUUGCCAACCAGAGAGAUAACAGAAGUGUUGAAGUUAGCUUAAUGCCUGAAGCUGCCAUUGUUUCCGUUGGAAGAACUCAUGAGACAUAUGCUGUUGUUCUGAAAAUCAAAGCUCCACCACCUCCGCCGUCACCUCCAGCGGGGAAUUCGAAUUCCGGGUCGGGUCAUUUUCUUGACCCGGCACGGCGUGCUCCGAUUGAUUUGGUUACUGUAUUGGAUGUAAGUGGCAGUAUGAGUGGUGCAAAGAUUCAAAUGUUGAAACGAGCCAUGAGAUUGGUUAUUUCCUCUCUCGGCUCUGUUGAUCGGCUUUCAAUUGUGGCUUUCUCUGCUACACCAAAAAGAUUACUUCCUCUGAGAAGAAUGACUCCACAAGGCCAACGAUCGGCUCGGCGCAUUAUUGAUCGGCUUGUUUGUAGCCAAGGAACUUGUGUAGGUGAAGCUUUGAGGAAAGCCGGUAAGGUGCUUGAAGAUAGGCGUGAGAGAAAUCCAGUGGCUAGCAUUAUGCUUUUAUCCGACGGUCAGGAUGAGAAGAUCCAGGGAAGUAAUACACACAAUCGACGAUCAUCGGAAUCCACCCAUGUGUCCUCCACCCGGUUUGGUCAUAUAGAAAUUCCGGUUCAUUCCUCCGGGUUCGGGAAAAAAGGCGGCUUCAGCCAUGAACCGGCUGAGGAAGACGCAUUCUCGAAAUGCGUUGGCGGUUUAUUGAGUGUAGUGGUUCAAGAUCUGAAAAUCCAGCUGGAUUUCUCCUCCGGUUCAGACCCGGCUGAGGUUGCAGCUGUUUAUUCGUACAAUGGUCGGCCAGCUGUACUCGGCUCGACUUGUGUUCGGCUUGGCGAUCUAUACGCCGAGGAAGAAAGGGAGUUAUUAUUAGAAGUAAAAAUCCCAACAAUGACUAAUGGGUCACACCAUGUGUUAUCCGUUAGAUGUUGUUAUAAGGACCCCGCAACGCAAGAAGCAAUUUAUGGAAGGGAACAUUCUUUAUUGGUUCCGAGGCCUCAAGCCAUUCGAUCUUCCAUCCCGAAGAUCGAACGACUCAGGAACCUCUUUAUAACUACGAGGGCGAUUGCAGAGUCUAGGAGAUUAAUUGAGCAUAACGAGCUAUCUAGCGCGAUGCAUUUAUUGUCAUCGGCUCGAGCAUUGUUGAUACAAUCCGGGUCGGCUUUUGUGGACGAGUAUGUAAGAGGGUUAGAAGCCGAGCUCACGGAAGUGCAAUGGAGGAAACAAUAUCAACAGCAGAUAGAGCAACAAAAAAUGAUCCAACGGCAGAGAAUGAAUGAGAGGGAAAUGAAUUUGUUUUUAGAUGAAAAUGGUGAGCCGUUAACGCCUACAUCGGCUUGGAGAGCAGCUGAGAAGCUAGCUAAAGUGGCUAUGAUGAAGAAGUCGAUGAAUAGAGUGAGUGAUUUGCACGGCUUUGAAAAUGCUAGAUUUUAAAUAAAUUUUAAUUUUGUAAUAAAUAUGGUUAGGUUUUAAAGGAAGGCAAACAACUGGGGGAAGCGGCCCAAUGGGCCAUGCAUAUAACAGUGACUGUUGAUCCGGACGGUCCGGCCCUUUCUGCAGAGUGUGACUCUUUGGAGUAGAGGCCCACUUAGGAUUGAUUGAUUUACUGGGCCAUAGCUUUUGUCUAGUAUUCUAGUUUUUUUUUUUUUUUUUUUA